AUGUCUAUAAUCGCAAAACUCUUUCGCGUCGUCGUCUCUCUGACAUUCAUCGCCGUUUGCGUCGCUGUUAACGUCACGAACAACGGAUGGUAUGUUCCCACACCAGGAACGUCCUUCUACUGGCAGAUCUCAGACACGAACCUCGAGGCAUCCUUCGGGACUGCCGAGGAUUAUCGAAGCGACUACAACCAAUUUCCGAGAUCCACUCUUGGUGGACUGGUUUGUCAGAACGAGGAUUGCUCGCAAGCCUGGCAGGGCGAGCGAUGGCUGGACGUGAAGACGACUGCUGUGCGUCAAAUACUGGAAAAGCGGAUUCAGCUGGCCAAGCGCAAGGGGUGUGACGGCAUCGAGCCGGACAAUGUGGAUGCGUACAAUGGGAACAUCAUGGUUAAAGCCAUCAGCCGUUUCACCAUCACGAAAAAGGACCAGAUCAACUUCAACUCGUGGAUUGCAAAUACAGUGCACAAGUACGGCAUGUCAGUGGGUCUCAAAAAUGCUGGCACCCUCGCUCCCGUUUACAUGGCCAAUUUGUUUGACUGGGCGCUGCUGGAAGAGUGCAACCAGUACACGGAUUGGAGCGGUGGAGAGUGGUACAGUGGCAAGUAUGGCUGCGACACUGCCAAUGAGUUUAUUCUUCGCAACAAGGCGGUGUUUGUGGCUGAAUAUGUGGAGAGCUGGGGCGAUUCAGCAGGACUGCAAAACGGCAUUCGGUUCCCACAGGGUAUGUGUGCUGACAACAAUGCACAUGGCUUCACAACUCGUCUAUACAACCUGGACUUGGGCAACGGGCCGAGUUAUGCAUUUGCCAACUGCCUGCAGCACAAGCCUGCAGGAUGCAACGUAUGGAGGGAGUGUAUCAAGCCUGAGGUGUAUAACCAGUAUAAGCAGCAGGGCAUGGCAAGAUGGGAUGCUGUAGGCCAAUGA
Molecule: messenger RNA, 924 nt
Organism: Closterium sp. Yama58-4
Lineage: Eukaryota; Viridiplantae; Streptophyta; Zygnematophyceae; Desmidiales; Closteriaceae
Source: the annotation of a GenBank genome assembly